CGUAACAAAGAGUUCCUGAACAAAGUAGACGGUAUACUUGUAGUAUAUGCAAUUAAUGACAGGCAUAGUUUUGAAUUUGCUGAGGGUAUUUGUGAAUGGAUACGACGAGAAAAGAAACCUUCCGCACAUGUGCCUGUUGUUUUUCUAGGGAACAAAGCAGACUUAAGUCAUAUCAGGUGUGUUAGUUGUCAUAGAACAGAGGAAUUGAAAUGGAGGCAUGAUAACUACAUGAUAACUGAGUGCUCAGCGUCUACAGAAGUUGUAGAAAUAAGCAAGGUCUUUAAUACACUUAUCAAUAGAAUCCUAGAAAGACGGGAAUCCACACUGAGAUCACCAAGACGUCUUUCCCAGAAUCCAUUAGGUUCACCAAAAGUAAUUCGUGCAUCAAUAAAACGACGGUUUAGUGUCUUUACCAGAGAACGAACUUCAACUAUGUAAAUGUGAUAUACUUGUUAUUUGUGUACUUUGAUCUUUCUAUCUUUAUUUCGGUGUAGACAUUAUUAUGCACACCAGUAUAAGGAACACAAACAGUUAUAUGAUAAAGAAUGCGAGAAAAAGUACAGAUUUCUUGUAUAUAAAUCUUUCAGUAAUAAAUGUUUAAUUGACAUACAUAUACAGAUUAAUGAGCCGCGCUAUGUCAAAACCAGCAUAGUGCGUUUUCGACCAGCAUAGAUCAAGACCAGUCUUCGCAUAUGCGCAGUGUAAUCAGGAUCCAUGAUGUUCGCUAUCAGUUUAUCUACUUGUAAUAAGGGUUGUAAGCGAACAUCAUGGAUCUUGGUCAGACUGCGCGGAUGCGAAGGCUAGUUUGGACCCAUGCUGGUCGCAAACGCACUUUGCUGGUUUUGUCAUGGCGCGACUCAUUUGUCUUCUGAGAUUCUGAUUCUCAUAUAUUGUUUCACGAUUCUGUGGAGCUAUUCGUUUAUAUUUUACACAUGUAUUUAAUAAAUUUGUAAUAAUUUUA
Ruditapes philippinarum (Manila clam) is the source of this 961-nucleotide messenger RNA. Its product is annotated as ras-related protein M-Ras-like. NCBI's taxonomy places the organism in Eukaryota, Metazoa, Mollusca, Bivalvia, Venerida, Veneridae. The record is from RefSeq and is a predicted model, not a curated record. Gene Ontology annotation, molecular function: GTPase activity; GTP binding. The annotation marks the transcript as partial. The transcript has 3 exons.